UUAUGCAACAGCUAACCUAAUUUAACAGCACAGGUAAUUACAAAAAAAAAAUAACUUAUGUAUCUGCAAUGGUUAGUAUGUCAGAAGUGAUAUAGAAGUUCUUGAACCCAAAUUAGAUUUGAAUUCUAAAAUUUCAUUUUUGUGGGAAGCCAAAAAAGUUCAAAUUGACUGUUGUUUUUACGUCUCGAUGAAGAUGUCCAAUUACAGUUGAAUACAAUUUACUUGUGUGACUGAACGCCCUCCCAAAAGUGCAUUUUAAUGGAUCCUUUGUUUAAUUCGCUCCGGACUUCUCAGAGGAAUCCAGUUCGCUCGGUGCAAAGGGUUAAAAUGUGAAAUUUGGAACUAUUCUAAUCACUCUGGUCGACAUUUUGAGCGAAUGUUACAGAGGGUACGCUUUUUGGUCGAUGCCAAGGGUCAACUUGGGUGGUUGCUCUAAUUUCCACAGUCACUCAUUAACCAGUAGGUGGGCGCAAAGAUGACCCUUUUUUAUUCUUUGGGGGGCGGGGGGGGGGGGGGGAUUCUACAAAACCAAAAGUUGCACAGCUGUCCGAAUUUACAUGAACCACGGGUAAGGUGGCCCGAGGCGAAGUGAAUUAAUCAUCAGUCUGACUCACUGCAAAGAAACGACUCUCUUUUUCUGACAGGACCGGUUCUGACAAAGCGCAUACUUUUUUGGAGCCCGCACGCGCGUUGACAUUGGAACACACCUAAAAUCCUGUAAACAAGCAACACUCGGCCAAACUUGAGGAAUCCUUACGUGAACUUCACACAGCGAAGAUGACGUGCACUCGCAUGUGCUCCUCGCGCCUCUACCUGCUCUCCACGAGACUCAUGUCCACCGCUGCCCCCAGGAUCGUGCAGGCUGCGGCUGCAGGCAAGCCGCCGAACCUCCUGGCUGCCUCUUUCACCUUCGAGGAUCCCAGCGCAUUCCGGGUGAAGAGCCUGAGAGAGUUGUGUCGCGCCUUGCUUGUGUUCCGAUUUUGCUCCUUCCCCGUGCUUGUCAACAACUGCAACAAGCUGAUGUCAGCGGCCCGCAGCAUUCUGGGCAGGCGCGUGUUCUCCUCGCUGAUGAGAUCCACGGUCUACGCUCAGUUUGUGGCCGGCGAGAACGAGAAGGAGAUUUCGGAGUCCAUGGAGAAGAUGAGCACGCUGGGACUGAGGCCCAUGCUGGCGGUUCCCAUCGAGGAAGACCUGGGGGAGAGCACAGGAGAGAAGAGAUACGACGAGAACAUGGACGCCAUGUUGGAAUGCGUGCGAAUGUCCCACAGCAACGCUUGGAGCAAAGAUCCCAUGAUGCAACUGAAGGUCACGGCUCUGCUCAGUCCUGAGCUCUGUGUCAAACUCACCAAGGUCAUUUCGAAACAAGCGUAUGAAUUGGACCUCCUGGUCAGAGCCAUGGACGGCGAGGAGGUGAAGUUCCCCAGUUUGGAGGAGAGCGAGGCGGCGCAUUUCCGCUGCAGCCUGCGGAGACUCAACAGGAUAGCCGAGGCGAGCGUGAACAAAGUGCGGGUGCUGGUCGAUGCCGAGUACACCUACAUGAACCCUGCGCUGUCCCUCGUUAGCAUGGCAAUGAUGAAGAAGUUCAACAAAGACGGCGCCUGGAUCUGGUACACGUUCCAGUGUUACCUAAAGGAGACCAGGACGCUCCUGCUGGAGGCGAUCAGUCGAUCUCGGGAAGGAGGGUUCUGUCUGGGGGUCAAGCUGGUGCGAGGAGCCUACAUGGACAAAGAGAGGAAGCUGGCGGCGAAGGAGGGCCGGCCGGACCCCGUCCAAGACUGCUGGGAGGACACAAAUGACAACUAUAACAGCUUGCUGGAGGUGCUGCUGAGGCACAUCGCCGAGGACCCGCAAGGCUACAGGAUCAUCGUCGCCACACACAACGAAGAGUCUGUCAGGCGGGCGGCCGAAUGGGUUGAGGAACUGGGCAUCGACAAAGCAAGCGGCUCCGUGUGUUUUGGUCAGCUUCUGGGGAUGUGUGAUCACGUUUCUCUCACUUUAGCCAAGGAGGGUUACGCCGUGUACAAGUCGGUCCCGUACGGCUCCGUGGACGACACCCUGCCCUACCUGGUGCGCAGGGCCCAGGAGAACCAAACGGUGCUGAAGGGCAUCCGCAAGGAGAGGGACCUGCUCAGGAAGGAGCUCCACAGGAGACUCAUGUUAAGAGGGCGCUAGAAGAGUCUCGAGUUAAGCGGCGUGGCCCAAGGACAAACGCGUGAGCUUAUUUUCUUUUCACUCACAUUUGUGCACACCCGAAUCCAAACAAAAUAGAUGAGCAAUUGCCAACAAAUGCGUCUAUUUUGGGGACAUCGCGGGGAAAAAUGUGAAAAUGCCGGCCGCCAAAAACAGUAGGAAGAUAAAGUAAGCACGAUGGAAGAAUGUUUAUUAUAACUGAUCAGACAGGACAGGCUCACUUCAAACAAAUGAACCGAUAUAGGAUCAGGCUCUAGAGGCUCUUCCAGCCCAGAGGGUGCUUAUUGUCAAAACGGAAUGUAACCUUUCCAAAAUCAAUAGUUGCCUUGGUUCUGAUUCCUGUAGCCUCCUCGCUGGUAGCCGCCUUGCUUGGAUUGGUAACCGCCCUUGCCUCCGUCUGCGUCAGGGGCACAUGAGCAACGAUUAUUCGGGAAUAAACGAAAAGCUCAUUUGCUGGACAACAUACCUCUCUGGUACGACUGUUUCUGUUGAUAUCCGCCUUUCUGAUCUGUAAUGCAAGGGGCAGCCAAUGAGCAGAGCAGUCAACACCACCACCACGAAAAUUUGACAUUCGAUCUCUAAAACGAAGGCAUAAUAAUACGCCUGUUUUUUGUCUGCCGAGAUACUCCUUCCCGUGGAAAACGCAUGACUGAAGGAAACGUGUUUGUUUUCUCGUUUUUAAAUCGAAUCUAAAAUGUGAAGUCAACGUUCCCCAACGGAGUCUUUUACGGCAGCUCGAGCGCGACCGAGCUGACCUCUGUUGAAGUAUCCGCCGUAGACGCCCUGCUUGAGGUCGAAGACGCGCUCGUUGUUCUCCACCAGGCUGCCCAGUUUCUCGGCCAGCUGCAGCGCCAUGUUCUGCAGGGAGGUGGGCUCCGUGCGGUGCAUCACCACCGUCUGCGUGGGCUGGUCCAGAGAGGCCUGGCAGCGGGCGGAUGCCGAUAUUCAUAAAUACCUCCCCAAAACAAAUUCCAAGGAAUCUUCCUACGCCGUGCAGCGUUACCAUGAGCUCCUCGUUGAUGAUCAUUUUGCUGAUGAUGCUAUGAACUGUUGCUAUCUCCAACUCAAACAUGUCAGACAGUGUCGCCAUGCUAGGAAAAAAAAAAAGGAUUUGGAU
Molecule: messenger RNA, 3307 nt
Organism: Hippocampus comes (tiger tail seahorse)
Lineage: Eukaryota; Metazoa; Chordata; Actinopteri; Syngnathiformes; Syngnathidae
Gene: prodh2
Product: proline dehydrogenase 2
Exons: 9
Coding region: 778-2172 (464 amino acids)
Cellular component (GO): mitochondrion
Molecular function (GO): FAD binding; proline dehydrogenase activity
Source: RefSeq, a predicted model, not a curated record